UAAAUUACUUACAUUAGUAGGUUAUGUGAGGGCGAUAAUAUUUAGAAGGCUAUACUAUCUAGAAUGGCAUAAAUUACACACAUGAAGUGAGUUAUGCGAGGGCGAUGAGAUCUAGAGCGGCUCAAACGACUUGCAUCAGUGUUACAUAACACAGGGCACGCAAGUGAAGACUCUUGACUGCAAUUCUUAGUAUGGAUUCAGUUAAUCAAGGGGAGAACUCCGAGAAUCUUUCAAUCGUGCCAGCAAAGAGGAGACGUGGUCGUCCACCUAAAGAUCCAAGCCUUAAGCACGCUGAAGCUGCCAAUCUAUUUCAUGGUUCUGCUGCAAAGCAAAACAAUCCUCCGCCACCCGAAAGAUCUGCUGGAUCCGAGUCCGCAAUUGGUCAAAUAGUGACCGGCGUUAUCGAUGGCACAUUUGAUGCUGGUUAUUUACUCAGUGUUAGAAUUGGCGACUCGAAUACAAGGCUGAGGGGCAUGGUUUUUAAACCAGGAGGUUGUGUUCCCAUUACUCCCGAAAAUGAUAUUGCUCCGCACCUUCCAAUGAUCAGAAGACAGGACAUCCCCCUCCCUCCCGUAAACCAGGGGCAGUCCCAUGGCCAGAAGCUCGGCGAACAAACUCCUGCAACGACGCCUUCAAAGCGUAAAUACACACCUCGAAGGAUCGCGAACGGCAACUUGACCCCCGCCGUACAUCAGCCUGCUAAUAAUAUUCCAAGUGAAUCCCUGAGUUCCGACCCCGGAGACGAAGAUGUCCAUAUGGUCGAGCCGCUAUCCAUGUUACCGCCGGAUCAAUCCAUUCCAGCCGGCCAGAUUUUUGCGUCGGCCCAAGGCCAUUCCAACCACGAAGUUGCUGCAGAAACUGAGAAAGAAGAUGUUUCGAUGAAUGACGCCACCUCAGAAGAAAGAUCGAAGCUCAUGACACCAGCCGACAUAGAUUCUACUCCCGGCUCCUCACAAAUGUCAGAUAGUAAAACUGAGGAUGCAAAGGCGGACACUGCGAAAUCUUCACCUGAAGAUUCUGGCAUGGUUAUGAAACCUUUGUUCAGCUAUGGAACUGGCCGGAUGACCGAGCUUUUACAGGCUGUGCAAGAAAACAUGAAAGAUGCGCAGGUUCAAUUCUCCGAGCAGCCAUCAUUUGCAAGUGGAGUCGGGUUCCCUGAAUCUUCUAAGAUGGAAUUCGAUCAAAAGAAUGGAGUGUCCCAUGACGGCAAGCCUUAACAGGUCGACUGAAAACUGAUAUUGCGCGAUCAUCAUCGUUCAGGUGUUCGAGCUGCCCCCCUGACUUCCUUCCCGCAUUUUUGCCCGUCGUCGUCGACUGGGUGAUGGAUGAGGGAUGUUUAGCCUCUUACCAUGCUGAUAAUAAUAUAAUUGAACUGGCAAUUUUAUGGUUUUUGUAGGAAAUACUAUGAGCUUCACCACCGGAUUCUUAUGUAUCUUCUCGUUUUGAA
This is a messenger RNA of Andrographis paniculata, 1447 nucleotides long. Its product is annotated as protein METABOLIC NETWORK MODULATOR 1-like. The record is from RefSeq and is a predicted model, not a curated record. NCBI's taxonomy places the organism in Eukaryota, Viridiplantae, Streptophyta, Magnoliopsida, Lamiales, Acanthaceae. The coding region runs from base 192 to 1217 and encodes 341 amino acids. The transcript has 3 exons.